AUGUCGAUCUAUCCUCUGUACAAGGAGAUUUUUCCGUCAACGGUGGUUGACAAAGUAGUUUGUGCCGCUUUUACCUCGCCUAGCGACGUUAAUGUAAUAGUUGCACGAACAUCCAUCUUGCAAAUUUAUAGAUUCAUCGAAGAUAUCGAGCUUAUUGCUGAAGAGAAUGCUGCGGAGGAUGAAAGCAACUUAACUCAAGAACUUGGUAAAGAUGACGAUCAGAAUUUCCUGUUUCCAACACUCAAACCGGCUGCAAACCCAUCAUCUUCAAAGACUGCACAUCUUGAACUAGUCGCACAAUAUAAACUUUUUGGUAACAUAGCCUCUAUGGGAGUUGUGCGAACGAUUUCCUCGGGCAUUAAUGGCAUGGAUAGUCUUUUAUUAAGUUUCAAGGAUGCGAAGGUAUCCCUUCUGGAAUGGUCAUUGGCAACAAAUAGUAUCGUUACAGUUUCAAUUCAUUAUUAUGAACGUGAGGAGUUUAAGACUGAAUUUCUGGCAAACACUUGCACAACUGAGUUAAAGGUUGAUCCUUCCAAUAGAUGUGCAGCUUUGAACUUUUAUGGUAAUAAAUUGGCAAUUCUUCCAUUCCGUCAGGAGGAUACUUCAAAUUUAUCUGAAGAAGAAAUCACUAAUAUCGCCAGUAAUUUACCAUAUUUGCAAAGUAUCGUUUUUGAUGUAUCUUCUAUUGAUUCACAAAUUAAAAUUAAGAAUGUUAUUGACAUGGAAUUUUUAUACGGAUGUCAUGAACCCACUUUGGCGAUACUUUUUGAAUCUUAUCAAACAUGGCCGGGCAAAUCGAAUUCAAUAAAAGACACAUGUUCAGUUAUUACAGUGACAUUAGACAUUUCUAAACAAAAAUACCCUGUCGUAUUUGCACGGGACACUUUACCACAAACUUGCUUAAAGUUAAUAUCAGUCCCAGACUCUAUGGGCGUUAUAAUAAUCACUUCUGAUGCCAUAAUUUAUAUUGAUGAUAGUUCAUUAGGAAUUGGAAUAGCUGUUAAUACUUAUGCAUCUUCAACAACAAGGUUCCCAUUAGAUAAAACAUAUGAAAAUCUUGGACUUGCCUUAGAAGGGUCUUGUCAUGUUAUUUUGGAUAAUAAGGACAUAUUGCUUUCUUUAAGCGAUGGCAACUUAUAUGUGAUCAAAUUGUUGGAAAAUGAAGAAACGGUGACGGGAAUUCGGUUUGAAGAAGCAGGCAAUAGUACAUUUCCGUCAUGCGCUUGCAAAUUUUCGAAAGGAUAUUUCAUUUUAGGCUCGAGGUUAGGUGAUACCCAUUUAAUUAAGUAUUAUUCUUCGAAAAAGGAUCAAGAGAAACAAAAUACGAACGGUGCAACAAACAACAAUAGACAACCGAUAAAUAACUCAAUGGAUGAUGUUAGAAAAUCUGCUACUAGUUCUCUUGAGAUGUCAGAUUAUAAAUUUAUAGUGUGUGAUACUCUUGUCAACGUUGGUCCUAUUGUAGAUAUGGCUUUUGGUGAAUUAGCUUAUCCGGAAGAAGAGUCUCAAUUACAUAUAAUACAAAAAAAUCUCGAAAUAGUAACUUGUUCUGGGUAUAAUGAGGAAUCAUCACUUUGUGUAUUUCAUAGAAAUGUAAACCCGAUCGUGAAUAAUUCUUUUCCAAUGGAAGAUUGUACAAAUAUAUGGACAGUUUCGUGUCGGGAUUCAAUGUUUGCAGGAAUUUCUAUGGAAAAUUCAGGAUCAAAGAUUGAUUCUAAUAAUGGAAUCAAUAGUGAUUUCUUUGAUAAAUAUCUUUUUAUUUCAAAGAAAGACAAAACGAUGGUUUUAGGAUGUGGUGAAGAAUUGCAAGAACUUCAACAAACAGAUUUUUAUACGGAUGGUCCAACAAUAAAUAUCGGAUGUUUGAUAAACAGAACGCGUAUUUUACAAGUAUACGAUCAUGGUCUUCGUUUUGUAGAUAAUGAAGGAAAACUUACACAAUUAAUUCCAAUCGAUGAAACAUUUGAAAAAGGCUUGGUUGUAUUUGCAAGUAUUGCGGAUCCAUAUGUGUUAUUGCUAUUUGAUAAUGGAGAUAUUGCAUUGAUGAAAGUAGAUGAAAGAACAAAAAACAUUGAAGCGUGUUCACAGCCCGAACGAAUUAAUGUUAUCCCGACAGUAUCUUGUUGUAUAUAUCGAGAUGAUUCAGAACUUUUUUCUCUUGUUAAAGAUGCAACCCCAAAAUCCUCUCUUUCAAAAUCAGAACAUCAAAGCAAAACAUCUACAUACUUUUCACCCAUGAAUUUGGAUGAUGAUGAAUUCGAUGAUUUAUGUAAAGGUUUUGAAACUCAGAAUUUAAAUGAAAGCAAAGAAAAUUCUAUGGAAAUAGAUGAGGAAGUUAAAUUAGAUGAAACGCCACAAGUUAUGGGUGAAGUUAAUGAAGAAAAUGUGAGCGGUAAAGUUGAAAAUGUGAAAGAAACAACUUAUUGGUGUGCGUUAUUUAAACAGGAUGGUUCUUUAGAGAUUUUUAAGCUUCCCGAAUUCGAAGAGGUUUUUCUUUUCCCACAUUUUGACUUGUCGCCAGCAGUUCUUGUCGAUUUUGCUUCCCGACAGAAUUUAAAUUCUACAUCACAAAAAUCCGAAAUAAAAGAAAUUUUAUUGAUAAAUCUUGGAAAAAGAUCGAAGGAACCUUAUUUAGUUGCGCGUACAAGUGUUGGAGAUAUAAUUAUAUAUAAAGCCUAUCAAUAUAUUCCCGGCAGCGAUGUAUUUGAUCCUUUUCAAAAAUCACAAUCACAAGCCGAAUUGUCUGAACGUCUUGCAAUACGAUUUUCGCGAGUUUCCCAGGAAUAUAUAUCACGCGAUACUAUCUAUAGUGAUAUACAUGAUAAACCCGUCUCUAAAAGAUCUACUCAACAAGAGCCUAGUAAAAAUGAUAUAGACCAAUUUGAUGAUGCAACAGAGAGACAAAAUUUUCGACUUGGGCAAAUAUCACGAAAAAUUAUACCCUUCUUAAAUGUUGGUGGAUAUAAUGGAAUUUUUGUAGCUGGUGUUAAACCUGCAUGGUUAUUAAUAGCAAAUAACAAUUUUUUGAGAUUGCAUCCUAUGAGUGCUGAUGGUGAAAUCAAAU
Molecule: messenger RNA, 3064 nt
Organism: Funneliformis geosporum
Lineage: Eukaryota; Fungi; Glomeromycota; Glomeromycetes; Glomerales; Glomeraceae
Source: the annotation of a GenBank genome assembly